This is a messenger RNA of Jaculus jaculus (lesser Egyptian jerboa), 2856 nucleotides long. RefSeq names its product zinc finger protein 420. Bases 351 to 2033 code for a protein of 560 amino acids. Gene Ontology annotation, cellular component: nucleus. The transcript has 3 exons. The record is from RefSeq and is a predicted model, not a curated record. NCBI's taxonomy places the organism in Eukaryota, Metazoa, Chordata, Mammalia, Rodentia, Dipodidae.
CCAUGAAAUUAAUGAGUGACCAUUGUGGCAAUGAGUCAAGAGUCAGUAGAGAGAUGAUUACAGUUCAGCCUGGGCUGGAGCAAGACCCUACCUUGAGAAAUAAAACAAAAAAUAGUCUGCCAUCAGUUUCCUUGUUGUUCCUUUACUUGCUCAAGAUAUGUAAAUAAAAGCAUCAUAAAAUACACACUAAAAAAUCCAGAAUUAUCUCAUUGGGAAAUCAGUGACAGACUUGAAAACCAUGGGCAUGAGGAGACCAACUCCAGAGGUAUUUAGAAGUCAAAGGCAAAUUGGAGAAGCACCAAGGAAGUCAGAAGGACUAUUUCAAACAAGGAAUAAUUGCAUAUGAUAAAAUGUCCAUUUUGAGCCAGCAUAUGCACUUUUCCCAACAUCUGAGAUGCCAUUCUAUAGAGAAGCCCUAUAAAUGUAAGGAAUGUGGGAAAGCCUUCAGGAGAGCCUCUCACUUAACCCAGCAUCAGAGUACUCACACUGGUGAGAAACCCUAUGAGUGUAAACAGUGUGGGAAAGCCUUCAGUCGUGAUUCUCAGCUAAGUCUUCAUCAGAGACUUCAUACUGGUGAGAAACCUUAUGCAUGCAAGGAAUGUGGGAAGGCAUUUACUCAAAGCUCCCAACUCAUUUUACAUCAUAGAAUCCAUACUGGUGAAAAACCCUAUAAAUGUGAAGACUGUGGGAAAGCCUUUAUCCGAAGUUCACAACUUAGCAGACAUCAAAAAGUCCAUACUGGCGAGAAACCUUACAAAUGUAAAGAAUGUGGGAAGGCUUUUACUCAGAACUCACAACUUAAUCUACACCAGAGACUUCAUACUGGACAGAAUCUCUAUGAAUGCAAAGAAUGUAGGAAAGUCUUUACACAGCUUUCACAACUUAUUUUACAUAGGAGAAUUCAUACUGGUGAGAAACCCUAUGAAUGCAAGGAAUGUGGGAAGGCUUUUAUUUGUGGUUCACAGCUUUCCCAGCAUCAGAAGAUUCAUAAUGGGGAAAAGCCAUAUGAAUGUAAGGAAUGUGGAAAGUCCUUUAUUCGAGGCUCACUACUUAUGCAACAUCAAAGGAUUCAUACUGGUGAAAAACCCUACAAAUGUGAAGAAUGUGGGAAGGCCUUUAUCCGUGGUUCCCAACUUACUCAACAUCAAAGAAUUCAUACUAAUGAAAAGCCUUAUGAAUGUAAAGAGUGUGGGAAAACAUUCAGUCAUGGCUCACAACUUACUCAACACCAGAGAAUUCAUACUGGUGAGAAACCCUAUCAUUGUAAUGAAUGUGGAAAGGCCUUUAAUCGUGGCUCACUCCUUACUCGACAUCAGAGGAUUCACACUGGUGAGAAACCCUAUGAAUGUAAAGAGUGUGGAAAAAAUUUUAGUCGGGGCUCAGAACUUACUCAACAUGAGAGAAUCCACACUGGUGAAAAACCCUAUGAAUGUAAGGAAUGUGGAAAAUCUUUUAUUCGUGGCUCACAGCUUACUCAGCAUCAAAGAAUCCAUACUGGUGAGAAACCUUAUGAAUGUAAAGAAUGCAGAAUGGCCUUUACUCAGAGUUCACAUCUUUCUCAACAUCAGAGACUUCACACUGGUGAGAAACCCUAUGUUUGUAAUCAAUGUGGGAAAGCCUUUGCUCGUGGCUUACUGCUUCUACAGCAUCAGAGAAUUCAUACUGGUGAGAAACCAUAUCAUUGUAAGGAAUGUGGGAAGGCCUUUAUUCGUAGUUCACAGCUUACACAACAUCAGCGAAUUCACACUGGAGAGAAGCCCUAUGAAUGCAAGGAAUGUGGGAAGGCCUUUGGUCAUGGCUCUCAACUUACUCUACAUCAGAGAAUCCAUACUGGUGAGAAGCCCUAUGAAUGCAAAGAAUGUAGAAAGGCUUUUACUCAGAGCUCACACCUUUCUAGACAUCAGCGAAUUCAUACUGGUGAAAAACCUUAUCAGUGUAAGGAAUGUGAGAAAGCAUUUACUCGUGGUUCACAACUAACACAACAUCAGAGAAUUCAUGUCAGUGAGAAAUCUUUUGUCUAUAAGGAAUGUUGAAUAGACAAUCAUAAUUCACAGAUUUUUUAUAUGAAUUAUCGAUAAAAUAAAAAGCUUUCUGUAGUCAUCUAUCAUCAAGAAGUGUUACAGAUGUGAAUAUGGGGCACAUUUGUCUCAUAAGGUCCAGCACCAGUGAAUUUACAUGGGAGAAUAGAAACAUUAAUUCAUAUGGGAAACCUUUCAUUACAAGAAUCCUACUAAACUUCAACAAGUUGAAGAAGAAAAUUAUUGUUAACACAAUAAAUAUAGAAAGGCCUUUGCAGUAGAAAAUGUCUCUGUCAACAGUAUGAUUAUACCAGAAUGCUUCCUUUGUGACAUUUAUCCUAAGUAUCCCGUCCUUUGGCUUAAUCAUUUGUAAGAUAGCCUUAUGAGUAAUGGCUUUUCUCGUAGGAGUUUUGGAAAUGUUAUGUUAUUACACAUAAAAGCACUUAGAACAGUGCUGUGAACAUAGCAUAUCAUAAAUAUUAUGUACUAUUCAUUGUUAUUUUAAAGGAUUUGUAUGAAAGGUGAGUACUUAUGAAUACAGUUGAUGACAAGAAAUCUUCCACUAACAUUUGUCCCAGGUUAUUCAGUUGGUAGGGUACUGUACUAUCAUGAAUGUGAGAAAGCUUUUAUUCAAAUAUCAUCUGAAUUUUUAAAAGGAAAUAUGUGCUAUAGAAACCCUGUCAUAUUAAGCAUUGGCAUAUUGAACACCACUGACAGAAUAUAGGAGAGGUGUAAGGUGUCACAAAGCCCCAAAAUUUACAUGUUCUACCAUCUCUGACCUCAAAAAUAGUAUUUAGAAAUGAUGGACAAAAUUGCCAAAAUAAAUGUCAGAAAUGUU